Aspergillus melleus is the source of this 1020-nucleotide messenger RNA. RefSeq names its product DNA-directed RNA polymerase II core subunit RPB3 (gene rpb3). Gene Ontology annotation, biological process: DNA-templated transcription. The record is from RefSeq and is a predicted model, not a curated record. Gene Ontology annotation, molecular function: DNA binding; protein dimerization activity; DNA-directed RNA polymerase activity. NCBI's taxonomy places the organism in Eukaryota, Fungi, Ascomycota, Eurotiomycetes, Eurotiales, Aspergillaceae. The transcript has 3 exons. The coding region runs from base 1 to 1020 and encodes 339 amino acids. Gene Ontology annotation, cellular component: RNA polymerase II, core complex.
AUGGAUUAUGAAAUGGACAUCGAGCCCACAGGGCCCCAAGUGACCGUGCGAGAGGCCGAACCCUACCGCGUCGACUUCAAACUCAGCUCCGUCGACCUCGCCUUCGCCAACUCCGUCCGCCGCGCCAUGCUCGCCGAAAUCCCCACGAUCGCCAUCGACCUCGUCGAGGUCGAAAUGAACACCUCCGUGCUCCCCGACGAGUUCCUCGCCCACCGCCUGGGCCUCAUCCCCCUCAACUCCAAGAACUGCGACCAGGACGUCGAGUACACGCGCGACUGCGAAUGCGAGGACCGCUGCGCGCGCUGCAGCGUCACCCUGUCCUUGCAUGCGCGCUGCACCGGCGACGAGGUCAUGGCCGUGCAUGCGCGCGACCUGGUCGUCAGCGGCGAGCGGGCCAACGAAUGGGUGGGCAACCCGGUCAUCACGGAUCCUCAGGGCCUGGGUCCCUUGAUUUGUAAAUUGCGCAGCGGUCAGGAACUGAAAAUGACGUGUAUUGCGAAGAAGGGGAUUGCUAAAGAGCAUGCGAAGUGGGCGCCGACGGCGGCGAUUGGGUUCGAGUACGAUCCGCAUAAUAACCUGCGACAUGUGGAUUAUUGGUACGAGGAGGACCCUGCUAAGGAAUGGCCCAUCUCCGCAAACGCUGCCUGGGAGCAUGCCGCUCCCCCCGACCAACCGUUUGACUACGACGCCGAGCCCAACAACUUCUACUUUGACGUCGAAAGUAUCGGCAACCUAGAGCCGGACAUGAUCAUCCAGCAAGGCAUCACGGUUCUGCAACGCAAACUCGCCUCGGUCAUCUCUGCCCUCUCCGGUUCCGGCGAGGGUGACCACGGCGGUAUCAUGGGUGUCGAGGAGGAUGAUAUGAUGGGAGUGCGCAGCCCCGACGCCUACGAACCGCCGGAGGGCAUCGACGGUGGAUUCACGGCCUAUGCCAAUGGCAACGCCUCUGCCUGGGGAGCCAGCGCCGCUACUCCAUACGGCGCGACCCCGUACGGCGGCGGCGGCGGCUAUGGCUUUUAA